CGGGGGCGGCUCGGCGGGGCCGCGACCGCCGGCCAGCUGCGAUUCCAGGGAUCCCACCAGGUCGCUGAGCGCCUUCUCGUCCACCUCCUCGGAGAAGAGCAGCAUCUCCUCCAGUGGGUCCGACGCGCCCGCCGCCAUCUUGCGCUGAGCUGGGAGCCGGCGGCGCUGUGCGCAUGCGCGGGGCUCUGCCGCGCGCGGGGCACCAUGGGAGGGGCCGCCGCCUCCGCCCCGCCCCGGGGCGGCACCGGGCCCGCCCGAGCGACCCGGCGGGAGCGCGCCCGGCACCGGCACCGGGCCCGCCCGAGCGGCCCGGCGGGAGCGCGCCCUGCACCGCCACCGGGCCCGCCCGAGCGGCCCGGCGGGAGCGCGCCCUGCCCCGGGACCGCCCGAGCGGCCCGGCGGGAGCGCGCCCUGCACCGGCACCGGGACCGCCCGAGCGGCCCGGCGGGAGCGCGCCCGGCACCGGCACCGGGCCCGCCCGAGCGAUCCGGCGGGAGCGCGCCCGGCACCGGGCCCGCCCGAGCGGAUGCGGCUCCCCAGGGAGAGGGCGGCGAUGCCCCCUCGGGACACCGCGGGCUGCAGCGGGUGCAGGGAGGUGCCGUAGGGACGCUGCGGGUGUGGAGCAGCCUCCGUGCCCCCCCGGGUGUCCGCAGGGUCCCGGUGAGUCCCGUGCCGUCCCGCCGGGAGCAGCGGGCACAGCGCCUGGGCCGGGCCGCUGCGGCCCCUCCGCGGGACGAGCAGCGCUCGGAGCUGUCCCAAAGGCUGAGGCACACGCGGCUGGUUGCGCUGCUCCCUCCGCCUGGCAGCUCCCCGUGUCCGAAGCUAUUGCUCUGGCCACACCAGAACGGCUGCGCUGCUGCUGCCCUGGCGUGCCGCUCCCUCAGCAUCCUCGCGGGAAAUUUAAGGACCCUUCAAACAAAAACAUUUUCCCGUGUGAAUAACACACAAGGGAUGGCCAUGGAUUUGUGACCCCAGCAGCAGGCACCAGCUUGGAUCUGGCCUGCAACAGCACGACUUGUCUGCAAACUGGGAUGUACUGG
Poecile atricapillus (Black-capped chickadee) is the source of this 1040-nucleotide messenger RNA. Its product is annotated as basic proline-rich protein-like. The transcript is spliced from 3 exons. The record is from RefSeq and is a predicted model, not a curated record. The coding region runs from base 205 to 969 and encodes 254 amino acids. Lineage: Eukaryota; Metazoa; Chordata; Aves; Passeriformes; Paridae.